Mugil cephalus (flathead mullet) is the source of this 988-nucleotide messenger RNA. Its product is annotated as glutathione peroxidase 1-like. Lineage: Eukaryota; Metazoa; Chordata; Actinopteri; Mugiliformes; Mugilidae. The transcript is spliced from 2 exons. Gene Ontology annotation, molecular function: glutathione peroxidase activity. Gene Ontology annotation, biological process: glutathione metabolic process; response to selenium ion; response to hydrogen peroxide. The record is from RefSeq and is a predicted model, not a curated record. Gene Ontology annotation, cellular component: mitochondrion; cytosol.
GGUCUUGGAAGUAGUGAUGACAGAAUAAAGUUAAACUGGGCGUCUUGUUCGCGCAAUUUUCACUCGCGCAAUUCGUAAGAAUGUCUGGGAAUCUGAAAAGGUUUUACGACGUGACAGCUAAGCUGCUGUCCGGAGAAACAUUCAGCUUUUCUUCGCUGAAGGGGAAAGUUGUUCUCAUUGAGAAUGUUGCGUCUCUAUGAGGAACAACAAUCAGGGAUUACACUCAAAUGAACGAGCUGCACUCCCGCUACUCCUCCAAGGGGCUCGUUAUUCUGGGUGUUCCCUGCAAUCAGUUCGGACAUCAGGAGAAUGGCAACAACGAUGAAAUCCUCAGGUGUCUGAAGUACGUCCGUCCAGGGAAUGGCUUUGAACCAAAGUUCCAGCUCCUGGAGAAGGUGGAUGUGAAUGGAAAGGAUGCCCACCCACUGUUUGUCUAUCUCAAGGAAAAACUCCCAAUCCCCAGUGAUGAUGCUGUGUCUCUCAUGACUGAUCCAAAGUUUGUCAUUUGGAGUCCAGUGUGUAGGAAUGACAUAUCCUGGAACUUUGAGAAGUUCCUGAUCGGUCCUGAUGGGGAGGCUUACAAGCGCUACAGCAGACAUUUCCUCACUAUUGACAUAGAAACAGAUAUUAAAGAGCUACUUAAGAGGGUCAAGUAAAAUGCACUGCAACACACUAAGGGUGACUGUUAGGAUAUCAGUAACAGCCACCCUGACUAAAGUGAUUAAUCAGCAGACACAAAUGUUUAGGGUAUUUUAUCUUUACUUCCAGAUUCACGGCUUUGAGUCGAUUUGAGCUCUGCAAAGGGAGAGAUAUUUACAGUUCAUACACUAUGGUUGUUCAGCCUAUUUACUGAAUGAAAAAACUGCUUGAAAUAUAUCUGUGAGGGGAGUUUCUGAUGAAAAUGUAAAAGUUUGACCCUACCAAAGUGUAUAAUUGUAAAUGUUUUCAAUUGAUGGACUGAAAAAAAAUAAAUAAAUAUGCUAUAUUA